This is a messenger RNA of Malassezia japonica, 2943 nucleotides long. RefSeq lists its product as uncharacterized. The coding region runs from base 1 to 2943 and encodes 980 amino acids. Gene Ontology annotation, molecular function: protein binding. NCBI's taxonomy places the organism in Eukaryota, Fungi, Basidiomycota, Malasseziomycetes, Malasseziales, Malasseziaceae. The record is from RefSeq and is a predicted model, not a curated record. The transcript has 2 exons.
AUGUUCAAGGGCUCCAAAGCGUCUCAGUAUGCACACGAGCUUCACAGCGCACGGCUCAAGGGGGCGUCCGCUGGUAAGGAUGCGCACGGCGACUUUCUAGAGCUCGUGCGCAAGCUGGUCAAGGCCAGUCCUUCGCAUGCGGCCACCGCACAGAUCGCGCAGGAUGAGCACGAGGUGCACACGAGCAUCGCAAGUUAUCUCGAGGAGCAGGGCUUCCGCGACGGCGCGCACGCCAACGACACGCCCGAUCGCAUCGCUUUCCCCCCGGUCAUGGAAGAGGGCCGGGAGCUCACGGAGCGUGUGCGCGGCGCCGUCCAGCGCCUCGCGCAGGCCGAGCAGCAGUCGGAGCUUGCGAUCGUCGACGCGACCGCCGCCGUCGCCGUGCGUGCGUACGGCAUGUUCAUGCUCGGCCUCGACGACGAGGCCGCGGCGCUGGUGCGCAUGUCGCGCGUGCUCGACUCGGACCCCCUCGCGGCCGCGGCUGCGGGCCGCACCGUGCAGGAGGAGCACCACGCCGCGCUCGUGAUCCUCGCCGCGACGAUCAACGGCAUUGCGCACGAGCGCAUGGCGCUCCAGGGCGACUUUGAGCACGCCAACGCUGCCUUGCAGUCGUACGCGCGCGCCCGGACCGUGCACGAGCAGCUGCGUGGCAGCGCGACGACGCGCGCGGCGCGCACUGCGCCGUUUGUCGACGAGGCCGAACGCUGGGCCGAGACGGCGCUGUACCGCUCGACGCUUCUCACGCUGCGCCUGCACGGCAAGCAGCAAGGCCUCGCGUCGCUCAAGGCGUACCAGGCGAAGGAGGCACGCUGGCCCUCGACAUUUCGCAUGCCGCAGCGCAACGUGCUGCGGAAUCUACAGACGACACUCCUGAACGAGUCGCGCACGGCCAACGGCACGGCCGCGAUGCCGAACGGCGCGAGCGCCGCGCGGGUACGCACCGCGUCGACGCGCCGCGUGCACGCUGCGCUCCCGACCAGCGCGCCGUCGACCGCCUGGUCGAGCGAGUUUGUGGCGAUCAAGCGCACGGCGACGCGCACGCUCGAGCAGACAACGUCCUUCCCCCGUGCGGACGAGUCGAACGAGAACGCGGAGAAACUCGCCGAACAGCUCGUGCUGAGCUGGCGCCUGGACGGCGCGAAAGGCGAGACGAGUGCCGACGAGGUCGUGGACCUCUUGUAUGGCCUCACGCGCAUCACCUUUCGCUCGCAGACCAUCCUCCGCCUGCUCGUACAGAUGCUCGUCACGGCCGAGGCGUACGAAGAGACGACGGCGAUUGCCGACAAGUACAUGCUCAUUGUGGAAAGCACCUGGCAGGCGACGGGCGUGCCGGAAGGCGGCCACGAGAUGCGGGGCGGCCGCGGGGUCGACAGCGUGGCCGAAUACCUCGACACGAUGCUCCUUGCGUCGCACGUCGAGCUCGUCUACCUAAACGACACGCACGCGUCGUACACGCGCGCCGAACGCCUGCUGCGCCUUACCGGCCUCUUGCAGACCGGCGAGCAGGAGGGCUUUUCGGCGGUGCAGGCGUCGCUCCCGACGGUGCACGUCGACAAUGCGCAGUCCGCGCGCAUCCUGCGUGCGGCCGGCACGGCGGCGUUUGCGCUUGCGCGCGACGCGCCUCCGUCACAGCGGCCCGCACGGCAGUCGGCGGCGAUCGCGCAGCUCGCUGACGCCGUCCGCCUCGACGGCCAGGCGGCCGAGUCGCACUAUGCGCUUGCCGCGGCCUACGCACAGGCCCAGGGCCUCGCUGCGGCGCUCGCCUCGGCGCGCCACGCGCUUGAGCUCGAGCCGGCGAGCCUGGACGCCUGGCACCUGAUUGUCCUGCUCCUCUCUGCGCAGAAAGACUAUAGCGGCGCCUUGCACCUCGCCGAAGAGGCGCUUGCGCAGGCCGAGUCGGACGAGGCAGCCGACGCGCAUAUACCCGCUGCCGGCGCGCCGUCUGCACUCACGCACCUCGCCUCGUACGACUACCCGCCGACGGCGCGCGAGCGCGCUCUGAGCUACCUCCGCCUGCUCAUCACGCACAACGUCCUGACCGAGCUUACCGAGGGCGUGCAGUCGGCGCUCGACGGGCAGCGUGAGCUCUUUGAGACGUUCCAGACGCGCCUCGCCUCGGUGCCGCUCGCGGGCCAGCGCCGCGACGUGCCGCUCGCGCCCGCGCCGCACUUUGAGGCGCAGGCGCCGCGCGUGCUCACCGCGACGCCGGCCGAGGCGCGCAAGGCGUACCGCGACCGCGUCGAGCGCGGCCUGCUCCAAUCGCUCUGGCUCGUGUCCGCCGCCUCGUUUCGCCGCGCGGGCGAUCUCGAUCAGGCGCGCGACGCGAUCCAGGAGGCCGAGGGCCUCAACUCGCUGCACGCCGACCUCUGGGUCCAGCUCGCGCUGUGGUGCCUCGACGCGCAGAAGCCGGGCGCAGCGGUGACCUGCCUGUACAAGGCGCUCGCGUGCGAGACAGACCAUGUGCCUGCGUCGCUGCACCUCGCGCGCCUGCUCCUCCAGCCGGACGCGCUGCACCUGCGUGCGUCGCACGCCGAAACCAUUGCCGCGGUCGGCACAGCGCAGCACGGCGCCGAGCUCCUCACGCGGCAGUCGCUCAUUGACGAGGGCAUGCGCGCCGACCACGAGGCCGAAGCGCGCGUGAGUAGUAGCCUCUCGCUCGGUGCCCGCACUGCGCAGGGCGACGUCCAGAACACGUCGGUCGCGCCCGCGUUUGCAUGGAAGUACGACGCGAACCUCGCGCCGCUGAGCGUCGCCGAGGGACUGCUGCGUACUGCGACGCUGUACCGCGCGCACGACGUGCCUGAAGCAUGGCACCUGCUUGCACAACUCGCCCAGCACACCAACCGCCCGACAGCGCUCCAGCGCAAGCACCUCGAGCGCGCCCUCGCGCUCGAGCGCCUCCGCCCCCUCCGUCCGUACGCCGCCGCUUUGGCGCUGCCGUAG